AACGGAAAGAAAUACGAUUAGCAAUAAGCAUAAGCAUCCCGCAAGAAAACGAAAGCCGGUCUUCUUGUUCCGUGAAUUGAAUGCGACCCAAACCUCACCCCUUCCGCCUACAAAUACCCCAAUGCUCCUCUUAACUUCCCUGCGCCUCUCUUCUCUUCCGCCUUCCUUCUGAUUACUUCCCAUUCAAUCGAAAACAGGAAUUCAGAAAAUGGGUCGUCUUCGUUUCUUGCUAUUCCCCUAAAAUUUCCUGCGAUUUCACGAGCUUAGCCGCCCCUUUGCUCAGAAUUCGCUACAGCAUUGAUAGUUCUUCUUCUGGGAAUUUCACUUUUGGAGUUCUUUCUGUGUUUGGAGGGGUAAUCUAGAAUUUGGAGGAUUAAAUUUCUCCAUGGGAGAAGCCCCAGCUUUCUUUGUUCAUGAUUUGAAGGAAGGAUUUCGUAAUGGGUUCGGUUUAAAAUCGAAAGGUUGUGAAACAGCCACUGUCAUCGGCGAUAAAACAUAUCUUGUUGAUGGAGGCUGUGACGACUCGUUGUUGUCGUUUCAAGUUCGAGUAUUUGAUCAUUCCAAAGGAUUGAAGAUCAAUCCAGUUGUUUUGGGAACGGUACCAAACCCGUGUAAAGGGCAUUCAGCAAUCGCUUUGAAUGAAGAUCGCAUCUUGUUUAUUAAGGGCGGAUCCGCCUUAGAUGACUCUUUUUGGUUUCUUGAGGUGGAUACCCCAUAUGUUCAAGAACAAAGAAAGUCAUUGGGUUGUGAAGUUGUUGCUUGGAGUAAAGGUGUGAGGGGAACUAUCGAGAAGCCGAUCGUUGUUAGCGGUCCGUCUGGUGUCGGUAAGGGUACUCUUAUAUCCAUGCUAAUGAAAGAGUUUCCAUCUUUAUUUGGAUUCUCCGUUAGCCACACGACCCGUGCUCCGAGGAACAUGGAGAAAGAUGGCCUCCAUUACCAUUUUACGGAGCGUAGUGUUAUGGAGAAGGACAUAAAAGAAGGGAAAUUCCUCGAGUUUGCUUCGGUUCAUGGAAACCUCUAUGGAACUAGUGUCGAGGCAGUCGAAGUGGUAGCAGAUGCAGGAAAAAGAUGCAUUCUCGACAUCGACGUUCAAGGUGCAAGGUCCGUGAGGGCUAGUUCCUUGGAUGCAAUAUUCAUCUUCAUCUCUCCACCGUCAAUGGCUGAACUCGAGAAGCGCCUUCGUGCUAGAGGAACCGAAACUGAAGAACAAAUCCUAAAACGACUGCGAAAUGCCGAGGCCGAGAUCAAGCAAGGCGAAUCGUCUGGUAUAUUUGAUCAUUUCUUGUUCAAUGAUAACCUUGAAGAGUGCUAUGAGAGUUUGAAGAAACUUUUGGGGCUUGAUGUGAGUGUUCAUAGUUGCAUUAAAUCAGAUUUGGACCUUCCUCCAAUCGUUCAUUCGGUAUCGAGGAUCGAUAACAAAAUUAUAAUAACCUACCGAACUUCAGACCUCGAGAAUGAAUCUCGGAAGAUGAUUGUGUUGGAUCUAUCGUCGCUCAAAGGCGGAGCGCCUGGCCGGACAAGAGGGUUGGAGGCUUAUGCUAUCGACUCGGUUUCAAAUGGCUCGAAUAUGAUGAAUCAGCCUAGCUAACAACUCGACUCGUCCACCCAUGAUUUACAUUGCUAACAUGCUCUACCCUUCUACAGAUGAUGGCAAAGAGAGAACGGUCUUACAUUUCGAGACGACUUAACUAGUUUGAUUUUUUCUGGUAUUACGUUUUGUUUGGCGUUUUAAGUUUAGGAAGAGAAAUGACUCGAAACAAUGUCGAAAAGAUCGAUCGAUUAUUAUUAUUUAAUACAUUACAUAGGCUGUGAGAUGUGGUCUGUGUGAUUUUUCUGCGGGGAAUUGGCUCUCAUCAUUUAUUCAACACUAAUUAUUGUUCCUUUCA
Molecule: messenger RNA, 1886 nt
Organism: Cucurbita moschata (crookneck pumpkin)
Lineage: Eukaryota; Viridiplantae; Streptophyta; Magnoliopsida; Cucurbitales; Cucurbitaceae
Product: guanylate kinase 2-like
Exons: 11
Coding region: 386-1588 (400 amino acids)
Biological process (GO): purine nucleotide metabolic process
Cellular component (GO): cytosol
Molecular function (GO): GMP kinase activity
Source: RefSeq, a predicted model, not a curated record